AUGUCAGGCUUCCAGAUCCCCGGCCUGGGGUUCGCGAAACCCAACGAGACCCUGCCGCCGGUGCCUGCCGAUGUUCUCGCUGCCGCCGCGAGCUUCGAGGGCGUCGAUCCCGAGAUCAUCGCCGCCGCCAACGGUACCUCGGAGCAGAUCCAAAACCAAAAUGAGGACGCCAGUAUGGGAGAGAACACGACCGAGUCGCAGCCCGCCCCUGCGCCUGCGCAAACAGCAGAGCCCGUCGCCGCACCACAGGAGGCCACCGACCCCGAUGCCAUGAACGUCGACGAUGCCGCUGAGCACCCUUCCCUGACAGACGCCCUCGAGGCCAUGAUCAGCGGUCUCGAUCACACUCCCCCAGCCCAACCAGUCGAAGUCUCCAAAGAGGCGCCCGCCACAGGAGCUCAAGAAGCCCCUGCGCCUGCGUCUGCGUCUGCACCUACGACCGCACCUGCACCCGCUGCGCAAGAGAUGAUUGACGCCCCCCAAAUGCUCGAAAGACCCCAAAUGAUCGAUGCCCCGACCUCCUCCAUCACAGCCCAAGACCAAGAAAACCCCGCCGCCGAAGGCGAAGGUGACCACCCCGAGUGGGAAGCCGACUCCUCGCCCUACGAGUCCUCCUCAGACUCUUCCAGCGACUCCGACUCGGACUCGGACGACGACUCGGACGCAGGCGGCUACCAGCUCCUCGGCGUAGAGGAGACGGCGCGCAUGCUUAUGGAAAUGGAAGGCGGCUCAGACGACGAAGGCGGAGGCGACGGCAAGAACGGCGGCGGCGCAGGGGCCGGUGCCUCGGGACACCUGCGGACCAAGAACGAGGUCGCCGACGUGACGGUCCCCGCCAAGCCCGACGUGACCCUCUCCGCGGACGACAAGAUUGAGGAGCUCGGGCUCGUGGAGCAGAUUGUCGAGAACAUCAUGGUAGUGAGGGCUUUCACCCCGGGCGAGUAUCAGGUCCUCGACACGGGGUCGGUGCUUUGCACCGAGGACCGGAAAGUGUUUGGCGUGGUGUGGGAGACGAUUGGGAAAGUGCUGCAGCCGCUGUAUACCGUUAUGCUCUCCACGGUCGAGGAGAUUGCCGAGGCCGGGUUGGCUGUCGGCGUGAAAGUCUACUACCCGCCCGCACACGCGAAAUUCGUGUUCACGCAGCCGUUGAAGAACCUGAAGGGCUCGGACGCGAGUAACAUUCACGACGAGGAGAUUGCCGAGGACGAGAUGGAGUUCUCGGAUGAUGAGAAGGAGGCGGAGCAUAAGAGGCAGAUCAAGCAGAAGAAGAAGGAGGCGAGGUUCGGCAAGGACGGCGGCGGUGGUGAACGUGGUGGACCGAGUGAGAAGAGGAGCAGGGGAGGGAACCACCGCGAGCCGCAUCCGCUGCGGAACGAAGUCAGCGCCGCCCCUUCUACGGAUGGCGGACUCAACUACGACGACGAGGACGAUGGUCCGUACAAGCCCCUCGCGCGACCGCCUGGGUUCGGCCAGGCCCCGCCUGCGCAGCAGAGCUUCACUACGGAGCCUGAGCCCGGCCGCUUCGGUGGGCGUAGAGGUGGCCGCGGAGACUCUAGGGGACGUGGUGAUAGGGGCAGGGGAGGAGGUCGUGGUCGUGGACGCGGCGGGUAUGGGAACCGCGGGGAUCACAGGGAGGGAUACUCGGCGCCUCAGAGGCACCACUCGAGUGGCGGUGACCAGCAACAUCAAUAUCAACAGCAGCAGCAUCAGCAGCAACAGGGCGGACAAUGGGGCGGCGCCGGUGCGACCGGAUUCCAGGCGCCUCAACAGAACUACAACAACCAGCAGCCGCAGCAGGGUGCGCCCGCGCCGACGGCGCCGACGUUCAACUUCCCCUUCCCCGGAAUGCCCGUGCCGCAGCCGGGACAGCAGGGCUUCCCUGCCGUCCCGCCGCCGCCGCCGGGUUGGCCGGCGCAAGGGGUUCAGCCUGGGCAGGGCGCGCAGCAGGGUGCUUAUAUCAACCCGGCCUUCUUUGCGGCGUUGCUUGGGCAGAUGCAGCAGCAGCAGCAGCAACAAGGCCAGCAGCAACAGCAGGGAGGACAAUAUCAAGGCCAGCAGCCCCCUCAGCCCCCUCAGCCGCCGCACCAAUGGGGUGCUCAGCCGCCUCCGCAGUAG
Molecule: messenger RNA, 2115 nt
Organism: Colletotrichum fioriniae
Lineage: Eukaryota; Fungi; Ascomycota; Sordariomycetes; Glomerellales; Glomerellaceae
Biological process (GO): box H/ACA snoRNP assembly; pseudouridine synthesis; ribosome biogenesis
Cellular component (GO): sno(s)RNA-containing ribonucleoprotein complex
Molecular function (GO): RNA binding
Source: RefSeq, a predicted model, not a curated record